Molecule: messenger RNA, 94 nt
Organism: Anisakis simplex (herring worm)
Lineage: Eukaryota; Metazoa; Nematoda; Chromadorea; Rhabditida; Anisakidae
Source: the annotation of a GenBank genome assembly
GAAUUUGACGGUACCGAUUCAGGCGCUCGACCAGAUGAGGCCGUUACUUGGAGUAAAAUUCGGGGUGAUGAUAAGCAUUGCUAAGUAUUACUAA